Messenger RNA from Melanotaenia boesemani (Boeseman's rainbowfish), 1638 nucleotides. RefSeq names its product phosphatidylinositol-4-phosphate 5-kinase-like 1 (gene pip5kl1). Gene Ontology annotation, biological process: phosphatidylinositol metabolic process. Lineage: Eukaryota; Metazoa; Chordata; Actinopteri; Atheriniformes; Melanotaeniidae. Bases 76 to 1425 code for a protein of 449 amino acids. The transcript is spliced from 10 exons. The record is from RefSeq and is a predicted model, not a curated record. Gene Ontology annotation, molecular function: phosphatidylinositol kinase activity.
UGUGACUGCAGAGGGAGUUAAGGCUCUUCAUCACGGACGGACAGAACCCAAGCUGCGUCCACGCGCCGCUCUGAGAUGGAGACGUCGGCAGCUACAGGUGCCCCAGGGAUGUUUGGCCAUCGGCAGCGCUCGGUGAAGAGGAAGAGGUGGGGAGGCUUGAGGCAGCAGUGGAAACUUCUGGGCUUGUUUGAGAUCGAUGAGCAGCAUGAGUUCUACAGUCUGACCUGUAUGAUGAAGGAAGGGUUGGCUGCAGCCAUCCAAAGCACCAUUGACAACCCAGCUCCAACUGACCUGUCAGACGAGGACUUUAGAUUAGAGCUCACAAAAAUUCACAAGAAUUUUACGAUGGAGACAUUUGCAGGCCCGGUAUUCGCCAGCUUUCGGGGAUCUUUAGGAAUGACAGAACAGGAAUAUCAGCAGUCGCUCUGCUCUGAAAACUGCUACCUCCAGUUCAUCAGCAACUCCAAGAGCAAGGCCGACUUCUUCCUGACAAAUGAUAAACGCUUCUUUCUGAAGACCCAGAACAAAAGAGAAAUUAAAUUCCUUCUGUCCAACCUGAAAAUUUACAUGGAGCACCUGAAGAAGUAUCCUCAUUCAUUGCUGGUCAAGUUCUUAGGGGUUCACAGAAUCUGGAUCCCACGCAGCCAAAAGAAAUACUUCAUUGUUAUGCAAAGUGUAUUUUAUCCAGAUGAUCGAAUCAAUGCCAGGUACGACAUCAAGGGCUGCGAGGUGAGUCGCUGGACUGAGCCCACACCAGAGGGUAGCCAAAUCAUUGUGGUUCUCAAAGAUCUGAACUUUGAAGGGCAGUUCAUCACUCUGGACCGUCAGCGCUCCUGGCUCCUUCAGCAGAUGGAGAUCGACACAGACUUCCUCUGCAGGCUGAAUGUGUUGGACUACAGCCUCCUCCUGGCCCACCAGCCCUUACACCAUGAUGAGCGCCACCAGGGUCUCUCUUUUGCUUCCCUCAUUGUGAGAACCAAAAAAUCAGUAUAUUCAGGAUCCAGCCCUGUGGAUGCCAGCGCGGCUGCUGUUCCUGGAGCUGUCCUAGAAGAUGGCACCAGCCUACCCUUAUCUGAAUCCCAUAAUGGCUUGAAGCUAACGCAAGCUGAAGAUACACUGAGCAGCAGCUCUUCUCAGGCAUGUCCAGAGCAUGCUGGGUCAGGAUGUGAAAUGGCUGAACUUCCAGACUUCAAGGCCCAAAAUCGGCGUUUACUACCCAACUUAAAGAACCCUCUGCACAUAAUCGAUGGCCCAGAGCAGCGCUAUUUCAUUGGCAUCAUUGACAUUUUCACAGUUUACAGUUUUAAGAAGAGACUGGAGCAUAUGUGGAAGAGACUGAGACAUCCCCGCCGAUCCUUCUCCACUGUGAGUCCACAGACUUACUGCGUCCGGCUAUGUCAGUGGGUUCAGGACCACACAAAGUAGACCAAGUCACCACCAAGUCUGCAAGUCUAAUCAGCUCCUCACAUGUAGCAUGACAGCAUUUGUUCCAUUAUUUAAUCCUCAUCCACAACUCUAACCUCAGUAGUGUCUCUCAGAUUACAGUAAAUGUAUGAAGGUAAAAAAAAACUUAUAUUGUAGAAAGAUGGAAGUGGUAUCAAACCAUCUGAUUUGAGCUCAUUAAAUGUCUGCAGGAUG